Perkinsus marinus ATCC 50983 is the source of this 1210-nucleotide messenger RNA. RefSeq lists its product as hypothetical. The coding region runs from base 1 to 1170 and encodes 389 amino acids. The record is from RefSeq and is a predicted model, not a curated record. Gene Ontology annotation, cellular component: cytoplasm. Lineage: Eukaryota; Perkinsozoa; Perkinsida; Perkinsidae. The transcript is spliced from 10 exons.
AUGUCUGGGGUAUUUCUUGGCGUUUUUGCCGAGUCGGAGUUGCCAGAUGAACUCGCGAGGGACGUGACGGUUUCCCGCGCGGGUGGUUACCCUCACGUUAUACCGAAUACGUGGUUACACGAGCACUACCCACGGUGUCACCAAUGUGGGAAAGAGAUGGUAUUCGUUGCGCAAAUCUUCUCCGACUAUGAUCCCAAUACCUACAGGUUCCUACACGUCUUUGUUUGCCCGUCUACGGCGUGUUGUCGCCAAGGCAAGGGAUGGCGCUGCUUCCGCACUAUGAAGCCUGUUACUAGUGCUAACAGUUCCAAUGCUAGUCGCCCUGUGACCGUUGAGAAAUUCAACUUUAUGGCUACGACGGAGAAGCCGGCUGGUGCUGAUGCUUUCGACCUCAGCGACUUGGCAAAUGCCUUGGAUGGUGUGGAACUCUCAGGCGGCUCUCUCUUUGGAACUGAGAUUAGAGGAGGUGGCGGCGGCGGCUCGUCAUCAUCAUCACCCUCUGCUGAUCGCUCUUGCAAUGUGCUUGGAGUACCUGUGAAACCUAAGGAGGAGACUACUAUUACCCUCACACCGGCUUAUCAGCUGUACGUAGUACCGGAGCCUGCCAAGUGGGAAACUAGUAUGACAAAAGAGAAAGAGCUGUACCAGGCAUAUCUAGACUCGGGCAACCCUGACCCUACGUCAACGGCUGUAGUUAAGGAGAGCCAUGGUGCAGUUAUAGCCGACGAUGAUUUUGCUGGUCUCGACGAGGACGAGCGGAGUGUGAACUUUAUGAAGUUCCGAGAGCGACUCGAUCGAUUACCCGGCCAGGUGUUGCGGUACGACUAUAACGGGUCGCCUUUGUGGGCUGGUAAAUUUGCAGAGGAGGAGUUGGGGAAGAAAGCGACGCCUCGACGGGUGUCACCAUGCAGUGCCUGUGGAGCUCCACGUGUCUUUGAAUGCGAGCUGCUGCCUUCUUUGUUUUACCUCUCUGGUUGGUUUGAUGGUCACGAAAACGAGAUGGAGUGGGGUAUAGCCGCGAUGUACACGUGUUCGGAAGAUUGCCAUGGUUCUGGAGGCUUGUCGUUCAACCCUGCUGUGUCGAUGUAUGAAGAGUUCGUCCUUGUGGAGCCCCCUGAGGGUGAUAGUAGCUCGAAGAGACCCGACAAGGUGACUAAGAAGGCAGCUUAGGGGCUGUGCUCGGCUGUAUAUCACCACGUCAAUCCUCCAU